Messenger RNA from Phyllotreta striolata, 2022 nucleotides. The record is from the annotation of a GenBank genome assembly. Lineage: Eukaryota; Metazoa; Arthropoda; Insecta; Coleoptera; Chrysomelidae.
AUAACAUUAAAUGAACUCCAUUUGGUGUGAUAACCAACCAAUGUUGUUUUUAUAACGUUUCCAUUACUGAUAGGUAGACAAAUCGGAAGGGGGAUAGGAGGAUUAUUUAUUCCCAAGAUAUCCAAGUGACCAGCUCAUUUGUCUGGUGCAAGUUUCGAAAGUACAGGCAGCUUUGUGACGCCGGUUUAAAAAUAAUUUCGGGUCAAACGUCAUACAUUACAGAUAAAUCCGCGAAUCGAGCCGCGAUAAAACCGGAUUUCAUGCUUUCUUGACAAACGGACGGGCAUUGUUUUAGUAAAAGAAUGGGAAUACCCUUCAGGACUAGAAAGAGUGGUUUUAUCUUGGGUUUCAGAGUGUUCACUGUGCUAUCCGUUACUCUUACUUAUGUUUUGAUUAACCAGUUCUCGCGGAAUAAUCCACUUAUUCGAAAGCAAACAGUAAAUCCUUUCUCCCGUCAUCUUUUGGCCAUCGACGAUGAAACUCUCGUCACGAACACCACGAAAAAUUGCACCCCGCCGGCCAUCGACGAAUUUCCAUCAGAUGGGCUCACAAGGGAUCAGCGCCAAAAUGGUUUUAUUAUUUUACACGCAUUGCUGGCGUGCUAUUUGUUCGUGAUGCUGGCGACGAUUUGCGACGAAUACUUCGUCCCGGCCAUUAAAAAAUUCUGUGAUAAGUUGAAAAUGAAGGAAGACAUAGCCGGAGCUACCGUCAUGGCUAUGGCCAGUUCUAGUCCGGAAUUAUUUAUUAAUAGCGUUGGUACGUUCGUAACUGAAGGGGAUUUGGGAGUUGGAGCUGUGGUUGGAUCAGCAGUAUUUAAUAUCCUAGCUGUGCCUGCUUGUUGCGGCUUUUUUUCUCGUGUGUACAUGGAAGUAGAUUGGUGGUCACUGAGUCGCGACAGCAUGAUGUACAGCGUAGCCGUAAUAAGCCUCAUUGUGGUACUAGAAGAUGGGAAAAUUUUUGUCGGUGAAGCAGUAGCUUUGAUUUUAAUUUAUUCGCUAUAUAUUUUGCUAAUGUGCUUUAAUGACAAAUUAAGUAGACUUGCGCAUAAAUGCGUGGCUAAAUUCCGUCGCCGGAAAUACUACAACGAAGUCUUGGGAGAAACCUACCCAUUGUUGUUUCAAAAAAACGGCAAAUAUCACGGCAUCGAGGAAAUAUUCGACGCCGAAGUAACAUUAGAAGAUUGCCAAAAAUUCGAGGAAUCGACGAAAAUUUGGGAAUGGCCAUCAGAAGGGACCACUAAAUCAAAAUUAUGGUGGGUCAUUACAUGGCCAAUAUCAUUCGUUCUCUACUUAACGACACCGGAUUGUAGGAAAUAUCCUAGAUUAUUCAUCAUUACAUUUAUCAUGUGUAUUAUUUGGAUAGGAUCUACAUCGUAUCUGGUUUCUUGGAUCAUUACAAUAAUAGGCGACACAUUAAAUAUACCAGAUUCCAUUAUGGGAUUAACAUUUCUAGCUGCCGGAACUAGUGUACCUGAAGCCGUAUCUAGUGUAAUCGUAACCAGACAAGGUCAUGCCACCAUGGGGCUCAGCAGUUCUCUCGGUUCGAAUACGUUCGAUAUACUACUGUGUUUGGGAUUACCGUGGGCGGUAAAAGCUGGGCUUUAUCCGAAGGAGCCCGGAAAUAAUUGGGUGGACAUUCAAUCAGCCGGAAUUAAUAUCAGCGCUUGCGCUUUAUUAACCACUUUGGUUCUAUUUUACUUGAGUAUAGCUCUAAAUAAGUAUCGAUUAGAUUGGAAAGUUGCAACGAGUUGUUUGUUGACAUACCUGGGUUUUUUGGUAUUAGCCACAAUAGUGGAACUGAAUGUUUUCUUUCCUGUGAAUUUACCAACUUGCGAUCGGUGAUGCAUCGAAUAUACCUGUUGAAGAUCUGAUUUUUUUCUUCUCACAACCCUUUUCACAAGUGAUUUAUAAGAUUUUUUUAGUACCUACGUUUUACUAUCGAUUAUUGUCGAUGUUAUUGGAAAAUUUAUACAAGUUAAUAUAUUGUACAAAGCGAAUACUAUUUUAUAAAAUAUGUUUCUAA